Messenger RNA from Guillardia theta CCMP2712, 3525 nucleotides. RefSeq lists its product as hypothetical. The transcript is spliced from 11 exons. Gene Ontology annotation, molecular function: phosphorelay sensor kinase activity; histidine phosphotransfer kinase activity. The record is from RefSeq and is a predicted model, not a curated record. Gene Ontology annotation, biological process: signal transduction; regulation of DNA-templated transcription; protein autophosphorylation. Lineage: Eukaryota; Cryptophyceae; Pyrenomonadales; Geminigeraceae. The coding region runs from base 1 to 3525 and encodes 1174 amino acids.
AUGGGUGCUGGGCGUAGGUACUACGAGAUGGAUCAGAUCAUAAGCUCCAGGCUUAUGCGAAGCCGAGGUAGGACAAGGAGCAGCAACAACUUGAGUCAUGUCCCCCGCUCUGAUUUGGGAGCUCCGAUCCAAAUCCCAUAUUACGGUGAACCUUCCUGCCAUCGAGUGCAGCCGGGGGGCGCAGUCUUGGUAGCAAACCUCUCUACUGGCAAGGUGGUUGGCUGCAGUAAGAACGUGGAUCGCAUCAUCAACCGGGCUGUCAAUGACAUUCUCGGGAAAACUUGGUCCGAGCUAAUCUUGGACUCGAAUCUGCCCUGGCCGGAGUUGCAAGCGAAGAAAGACUCGAUGUCUACAGGCACCUUCAACGUGACUUUCAAGGGCGGCGUGGAAUCGUACAUUCACUUCGUGUACGAGAACGACCACGUCAUCCUUGACAUCGAGCCCCGAGAAGAAGAGUCUCCGAUUGAGUUGACGAUCAGCUUUCGGGAAACCAUUGAAAACGUGUUCGCCGAGCGCGAUCUCAAGAGCCUCUACAGCACUGUUGUCUCAACGAUGCGUUCUAUCUUGGGCUACGAGCGCAUUGUGCUGUACAAACUCUCUACCUCUGAAAGUGAGUAUGGUUUCCUCAUCCCUGUCGCAGAGGACAAGGCUUCGUCCGUCCAAGACUCCACGUUCCUGUUCCAGAGUGCCAGCAAGCAGUUGCUCCAAGUGUGCGGCUUUAAGAAUCUCUGCAUCGAUCGUGAUCUCAACGCUGACUACGAGCCCAUGUGCUUCGUGAAGGAAGCCCUGGGCCCAUUGAGCAAAUCGCAGAUUUCUAUCCUCAAGUCUAGCUACCUGGCAACUGAUCCUUUCACCAAGGAAUAUUUCCUCUCGAUGGGCAUCAGGUCGUUCUUUGUGAUGUCCAUCAGGACCAAGAGAGUUGGGGAUUGGGGCCUCAUGAUCGGAUAUAACUAUUCGCAACCUAAGCACAUGUCGAUCAAUGACCGAGUUGUGUGCGACUUCGUGAGCCAGGCUUUCUUCUCCAAGCUGGACUCCUUGAUGGAGGUGAAGCGGCAGGCAAGGUUGUCAAAGCUACUCAACAUCCAUGGAGAUUUGCUGGACUUGAUGCAGAACCUUGAAGGAGUGGACACGCUCAAGGGGCUGGUGGCAUCUCAGGAGACUUCCCUCCUCUCCGUGGUCCCCCACACCUCAGGAGGAGCUGUUGUCAUGCCAAGCGGCGAGGUCCACACCAUCGGAAGGACUCCGGAUGUGAACUUCAUCAAGGCGCUCGUGGAUGAGAUUUACAGCGACAGUGACAGGAAGCUUUCGAGCAGCAGGGAUGUGCGCGACAUCAUUUCGGGGUAUGAUUGUGAUCCCUUGUGCGCAUGUGGAAUGCUCUGCCUUCCCCUCAAGAUGGGAGGCGAGCUGCUCUGGUUUAGACAGAUCGAGCAUGACAAGUCCGCUGAGGCGGGCUGCCGUGACUGGUCUCAGAGCGACCUGGAGGAUGUGCAGGAUCUCGGGAAGUUUGUCAACGACAUCUUGUCGUGGGCAACAGGGCAAGAGUUGACCCAAGACAUGAGCAUGAGAAUUCAUGAGCAGCGGGUGAAGAGCAGAACUGAAAGCUUUCGUAUGGCUACAGAGCUGUCUAACAUCAUCUCCGCUGCGAAUGCUCCAAUCUUCAGCAUAGAUCGUUCGGGUGUGAUCAUUCAGUGGAACGCCAAGAUGGAACAACUCUCCUCGUUGCGAAAGGAAGAAGCAUGUGGAAAGGAGCUGAAGGAGUUCUGCCCUGCGUCGUUCCGAACUGUGUUGUCAAGCAUCCUAGACGAUACCAAUGCAGGAAUUGAUACAGACCCUUUUCAUCUUGAGAUGUUCAGCAACAAGCAGAAGUCAGAGACCGUUCACCUCCUCCUGAACGCAAACGUGCUCAAGAAAGUCUGCGGCUUUGCAGCGUCUGUCACGUUUGUUGGUCAAGACAUCACCGAGUCAGUGAUUGUUCUUGAGAGAUGCAAGUCGGUAGCGGCUGAGUAUGAGAGGUUGAUCGCACAGUGUGCCGUCCCUGUGUUCUGCUGCACGAACGAUGGCAAAGUGAAUGAGUGGAACUCGAAGAUGGCGGAGAUUACCAUGUUGAAGCGCGAGGAAGUGAUCGGCAAGAGCCUUGUCGGGGAAAUAUUUGGCAACGACCUGGAAGUUUUCUCCAACGAGAUGUGUCAAAAGCUCAACGAGCAACGAGUGAAUGCGAUGAAAUUUUGUGAAGUCGCUUGCAUCGACGUCAUCUUCAAGAAGCGAAACAAGGGGGUUGUGAACCUGCUGGUCAGCGCCGGAGCUCGUCGCACCACCAACGACACAGUCGAGGGAGUGGUCUUCUUCGCGCAAGACGUGACCACGAGGCAAGAGAAGGAGCUCAUGAAGAAGAUCAAGUUGGCAGAAGAGGCGGCCAAUGAGGCAAAGAUGGAGCAGCUGCAGUUCCUGUGCCAUGAGAUCAGAAACCCUCUGAAUGGCAUCAUGGGCAACAUCUCCUUCUUACAAGACACGGACAUCGAUGACGAGCAGUUCGCGCUGGUGGAAGGGACGUGGGAGAGAGCGAACCAGCUGCGGAAGAUCAUCGAUGACAUCUUGGACAUCGCGAAGAUCAACAUGGGAGGAGUAGAGCUUGAAGAGCUGACGUUUGACCUGCGCCUUCUCUUCGAAGCGCUUGGCUCACAUUUCUCCGAGGAGAGCGACACCGUCUCCAUCGACACCUCGAAGCUCCAGUUCUUCAACGUGGUCGGCGAUCCCUUCCGCAUCCAGCAGGUCUUGACCAAGAUCAUCUCCCACUCUCUCAAUCACGAAGAGAUCGAGAAAAUUCGUGUGGAGGCCAGGACUGGCUCCGAGACGUUUGUGGACAGCAAGGGCCGCGUCUGCUUCAACUGCAGCAUGUUGGUCAUUGACGAUGGCCCUGGUAUGGACUCGGAGCAGCUGAAGAUGAUCUUUGGCAAUCACAAUAACUCGAACAACCUCGUGGACGGAGAUGUGGAGCUUCUUAAGGACGGAGCUCUGGGGUUGAGCGUUUGCAAAAAGCUCGCGCUCCUGAUGGGAGGUGACAUUCAGUGCGAGUCUGAAGUUGGGAAGGGUACAACAUUCAACUUCCAGCUUCCUUUGCGGGUCAGCAAUGUGAACGAAGACGAUGUCCACGACUUCUUCUCAUCGCUCCGAAACAGCAAGGGAAGGCCUAGAGGUCGACCCUCUCAGCGUUUGCCCAGGAACAGCUCUGCAACCAACUUGACAUCGACGGACAGCAACUCCCCCAUUCGCCCGAUCUCCCCGAGGAGGGGCAAGGUCACCUCACAGUCCACCCCGCUCCUCCUCACCAGCAAGAUUGAGUCGGACGCUGAGCCUGCUGUUGUUGAGCAGCCCAAGAAGGCUCCAGUCACAGAGCUCGAGCUCAAGCGGCAUCAGAAGAGCCUCUCUCCUCCUCGGCGUCUCGACGAGGAGACUAGCCCACGGAGAGGGGAACGUCAGAGUGGGACGUCGAGGGCGUUGCUGAGGGGAAGUGGAACUUCACUGUAG